CUGUCAUUUAUUUGCUAACAUAGACUGAUUUUUGGAGGAAUACAUUUUUUUUCCUGUAUCCUCAGAACAAACCUCCAGACUAAGAUGCAAAUUUCAUCCUUAAUUAUUUAAAGCUUAACAAUUCAACCAUGGAAACUCUCCAGACCAGCUUCCCUUUGGUUCAGGGCUCCAAUAAAAAACGGAAUGGGCUAAGAGAUGAGGGUAGCCCUCCCUUGAAAAAAAUGAUGACAGAAAUGCAUGUAAAUGGGAAAGUGCUGAUAAAUUCUUUGCCAACUGUGAAGAAAGAGAACAUGGAUGAUUAUGGCGAAACUCCAAUGGAGACUGAUGGGGAAAAGGCCAAACCAAGCUGUAAUUCUGUGUCUGAACCUUUGCAUUUAAACCCUAGCUUAAAGCACACACUGGCACAAUUCCACUUAAGUAGUCAGAGCUCCCUGGGUGGGCCUGCAGCAUUUUCAGCACGCUAUUCCCAAGAAAGCAUGUCACCUACGGUAUUCUUGCCUCUUCCAUCACCUCAGAUUCUUCCUGGGCCAUUGCUCAUCCCCCCAGAUAGCUCCACAGAACUUACUCAGACUGUCCUGGAGGGGGAAUCCAUCUCUUGUUUCCAGGUUGGAGGAGAAAAGAGACUGUGUUUGCCUCAAGUCUUAAAUUCUGUACUCCGGGAUUUUUCACUCCAGCAAAUAAAUACCGUGUGUGAUGACUUGUACAUAUACUGUUCACGGUGUACCUCCGAACAGCUUCACAUCCUGAAGGUGCUGGGAAUCCUUCCGUUUAAUGCUCCAUCCUGUGGGCUGAUCACACUCACUGAUGCUCAAAGACUGUGUAAUGCUUUGCUACGUCCACGUACCUGCCCUCAAAAUGGUAGCAUGCUUCCUGCUAAAAGCUCCUUGGCCCAGUUACAAGAAACUGGCAGGGCCUUUGAAGUGGAACAUGAGUGCUUGGGUAAAUGCCAGGGUUUAUUUGCGCCCCAGUUUUACGUUCAGCCUGAUGCACCGUGUAUACAGUGUCUGGAAUGCUGUGGAAUGUUUGCGCCCCAGACGUUUGUGAUGCACUCGCACAGAUCACCAGACAAGAGGACGUGCCACUGGGGCUUUGAAUCAGCCAAAUGGCCUUGCUAUCUCCAUGUAAACCAAAAAUAUUUAGGGACUCCAGAAGAAAAGAAACUCAACAGUCUUUUAGAGGAAAUGAAGGAGAAAUUUAGUGUCCCAAGUGCAAAGAGAGCGCAGUCCAAAUCAGAUACACCCCCAGGGCUGGAAUUACCAUCAUGGUAUCCAGUUAUAAAGCAGGAAGGUGACUCUGUUUCUCAGCCCACUCCAUUCAUCCAUCCCAGCUACUACCUCUACAUGUGUGACAAGGUGGUGGCUCCCAACGUGUCGCUCACUUCGGCCGUGUCGCCGUGUAAGGAAGUCGCGAGAGCCGGAGCUAAGAUGGCCGAAGGCGGCAAGGCCGGGCCCGGGGCGCCGCCGGAGAAGGCGUUCAGCGGCGGCAAAUAUAAGAAGGUCGCCUCGUACCCGGAGCUUUCCCUGGAGGAGCAGGAGAGGAUGGACCUGAAAUCCGGCCAUGAACUGGGCAACCGCCUAGACGCUUCCGCGCCUGCCGGUUCGGCCCCCAAGAGGAAAGCGGAGGCCCAGGGUGGCAGCGAGGCCGACGGCGGCAGGGCCGAGGCGGGCCGGGAGGCCCCCGCGGCGUGGCCGGCCAUCAUCAAGGACAUCAGCUGCGAGGACGACAAGGGCAAGAUCAUGGAGGAGGUGAUGAGGACGUACAUCCGCAAGCAGGAGAAGCUCAACUCGAUCCUGCAGAAGAAGCAGCAGCUCCAGACGGAGGUGGAGAUGCUGAGCAGCUCCCGAGCCAUGAAGGAGCUGACGGAGGAGCAGCAGAACCUGCAGAAGGAGCUGGAGGCGCUGCAGAGCGAGCACGCGCAGAGGAUGGAGGAGUUCUACGUGGAGCAGCGCGACCUCGAGAAGAAGCUCGAGCAGGUGAUGCGCCAGAAGUGCGCCUGCGACUCCACCGUGGAGAAGGACAAGGAGGCCGAGUACGCGGCCCAGUUGGCUGAGCUGCGCCAGAGGCUGGACCAUGCCGAGGCGGACCGGCAGGAGCUCCAGGACGAGCUGAGGCAGGAGCGGGAAGCCCGGCAGAAGCUGGAGAUGAUGAUAAAGGAGCUGAAGCACCAGAUCGUGAAGUCUUCCAAGCCCGUCAAGGACUAGACGUUGGGGGGCCUCCCUGCGGGUCCCCCGGCCGUCCCGGCGGGCUCUCACUGCGCCGCCUCGUCUGGACGGAGAACCCCGAGGCCGGCUUUUGACUUUGGUUCACAAAGUAAAGAGAUUAUAAAUAUGCACAUAUAUAUUAAGAUUUUUAGAUUUUCCAAGUGAAUGAAAAUCUGCUUCUUUGUACUAGUGUUUUUUUAAAAAAUAUCUCCCACAACUAGUCACACGGACUAGGCGCAGCCCAGGCAUCUGCCCCUCUGUGAGGCAGGCGCCUGCCAUCUGCCCUUGUGAAGCAGCCGCAGACGGGAGAGCCCUCUGCUCCAUUUCUCGUUCCCGCCUUUCACACUUGCUCUUGGAAACGCUUUCCAUGAGAUUUUUGGUGUCUUCAUUCUUCACUAUUAAACCUCGGAUGUGCGCCGGCCCUGUCUUUUUUGAGUGUUAAAAUGGACGACGUGUUCUCGGUAAGUGGCCGUUGCCGAUUCCCGGCUCCGUAGAGAACGUUCCUGGGUGACUCUCUUGACUGUGGUAGGAAGUUCCACAAACGAUGGUGGAGGGAUUCACGAUGCGCUGCUGCUAUGGGAAAGAACCGGCCGACAGACGGGGGUGGGGGGGUGUCCUGUUUUUCUUUUCCCUGUUUAAAUGUGCUUGUGUGAGGUAUUUUUAUUUUUUUCAGGCAGCAACUCUAGGACGUUGAACUAAA
Messenger RNA from Gracilinanus agilis (Agile Gracile Mouse Opossum), 2901 nucleotides. It is a transcript of the gene SKIL, whose product is annotated as SKI like proto-oncogene. The record is from RefSeq and is a predicted model, not a curated record. Gene Ontology annotation, molecular function: RNA polymerase II cis-regulatory region sequence-specific DNA binding; SMAD binding; DNA-binding transcription factor activity, RNA polymerase II-specific. Gene Ontology annotation, biological process: negative regulation of BMP signaling pathway. The transcript has 7 exons. Lineage: Eukaryota; Metazoa; Chordata; Mammalia; Didelphimorphia; Didelphidae. Gene Ontology annotation, cellular component: nucleus. The coding region runs from base 129 to 2201 and encodes 690 amino acids.